CACACUGUCAAUAUCCAAGCCGUUUUUGAAUUGCAUUAACUUCGACAUCGUAAAUGCUGGGCUUUCUCCCGAUAUUCGGUUCCAAACAAUCCCCGCGAGCCUUCCAUAACCGGCUACCCUUGAAGAAAGUUCUCUUAUAUAUACGACAACCUAGUACCCACUUCUUUUCCUCCAAACGAGAUGUCGGACGCAACUCAUGCCAGAAGUGUAACAGGUGAUACGCUCAUUGAUUCGAGUCCUUCACAAUCCCCUUCAGCCUCUACUUUCGUGGAUGCCCCCAAGGCUACGACAGAAAGGAUUGUCCCACCGGAACACCCCUACCGGACUCUAGUGCUCUGUUUUGACGGUACUGGCGAUCAAUUCGACGCGGAUAACUCGAACAUUGUCGAAUUUUUCACCCUACUAAAGAAGGAUGAUCGGUCAAAGCAGAUGGUUUACUACCAAGCAGGGAUUGGAACAUACACAACGCCACAAGUCGCUACCCCUCUCAUGGCAAAAAUUUCCAAGGCACUCGACGAAGCUAUUGCUUGGAACCUUGAUGCCCAUGUCAUGGGUGGAUACGAGUUCUUGAUGCAGAAUUACACAGCAGGCGACAGGAUUUGCAUAUUCGGUUUCUCGAGGGGGUCUUAUACUGCUCGAAGUCUAGCGGGUAUGAUUCACAAAGUCGGAAUCUUGCCCGCAUGCAAUCACCAACAAGUUCCAUUUGCGUACAAGAUGUACACUCGUGCCGACGAAAUCGGUUGGGAGCAAUCCAACGCUUUCAAAAAAGCUUUCUCUAUCGAUGCCGACAUCGAGUUUAUCGGCGUAUGGGAUACCGUUAACUCCGUGGGGCUCAUCCCGAAGCGCCUUCCAUUCACCACAUCCAAUACCAACGUCCGAACAUUCCGCCAUGCAGUUGCCCUCGACGAACGACGUGCCAAGUUCAAAGCAAACCUAUGGAACCGUCCAUCACAAAAGGAGGCUGAGCUGGGGCUGGACGGUAAACCCAAAGAUCGCCGUCAUCGCUGCGACGAACCCAGUCUGAUGAAUAUGAUUGCUGAUGCGGCGGGGAAACAGUCGGACCACUCGAAGCAUGCACAUACGUUAAGGGCCCUGGAGAGGAAGUAUUCCAAGGAUCGGAAUUCUCCGACGGAUAUUGAAGAGGUUUGGUUUGCAGGAUGUCAUUGUGACGUUGGCGGUGGCUCCGUCUCAAACGACACUAAACCCAAUCUCGCUCGUAUCCCUCUCAGAUGGAUGAUUCGUGAAUGUUUCAGAACCAACACCGGUAUCAUGUUCCACGCUGACCUUCUCGAAGACCUCAUGGGCAUGGAUUCCUCAGCACUCUACCCGACUGUCCUUCCUCGUCCUCCCCCAUUGAAAAUCACCCAAGAACAUUAUAUCAGACGACCUACCUCCUCCUCUUCCCAGGUCAUCAAACGACCGACAGAGGAAGAACUCGAGUUAGCUGAUGCACUUUCCCCAAUUUACGACCAACUCUCUCUAAAAUGGUUCUGGUGGAUUCUCGAAUUCUGGCCAGUUCGGAUGCGAUACCAACAGGGGGAUGGAUCAUGGAAAUCGUUCUUGGGGUGGAAUUUGGGGCGAGGGAGGAUCAUUCCAAAGCAAAAGACGAGGGGGGUUAAGGUUCAUAGGAGUGUCAAGAUGAGAUUGGAGGCACAGCAUGAGGAUGGGGGAAGGUAUGUACCAAAGGCGAAGUUUGAUGAGCAGUAUGUUACAUGGGUGGAUUGAUAUUUACUGUACCGUUUUUUCUUUGGCACUGUAUCCUUAUUACUUACGAACCUGCCUAAAUAAUCAGUGGCAAUAUAAAACUUUUCGUUAUAAAGAGAAUAUCAAUGACAAACUGG
Molecule: messenger RNA, 1841 nt
Organism: Marasmius oreades (fairy-ring Marasmius)
Lineage: Eukaryota; Fungi; Basidiomycota; Agaricomycetes; Agaricales; Marasmiaceae
Exons: 12
Coding region: 181-1725 (514 amino acids)
Source: RefSeq, a predicted model, not a curated record